CCGGAGGUGUUGGCUGGUGUUCAAGAAGGCCUCCAGUAAAGGUCCGCGACGGUUAGAGAAGUACCCGGACGAGAAGGCAGCCUACUUCAGGAACUUCCACAAGAACACCGAGCUCCAUAACGUAAAGAACAUUACCCGGAUGCCGCGGGAGACAAAAAAGCACGCUGUGGCGAUCAUCUUCUGUGACGACACAUCCAAGACGUUUGCCUGUGAAUCGGAGCUGGAUGCAGAGGAAUGGUGCAAGCUGCUGUGCGUGGAGUGCCUGGGCAGCCGCCUCAACGACAUCAGCCUGGGAGAGCCAGACCUGUUAGCAGCGGGGGUGCAGCGGGAGCAGAACGAGCGCUUCAACGUGUACCUCAUGCCCACUCCUAACCUGGACAUCUACGGGGAGUGCACCAUGCAGAUCACCCAUGAAAACAUCUACCUGUGGGACAUACACAACGCUCGCCUCAAACUCGUCAUGUGGCCUCUCAGCUCCCUGCGCCGAUACGGACGAGACUCCACCUGGUUCACUUUUGAGUCCGGAAGGAUGUGUGACACAGGAGAGGGUUUGUUCACGUUCCAGACGCGGGAGGGGGAGAUGAUCUACCAGCGGGUCCACUCGGCCACGCUGGCCAUUGCCCAGCAGCACGAGAGGAUGAUGGAGGAGAUGGAAAAGAGUUCCCAGAUCCACCCCAGAGAAACGCUAACCAAGUCCAUCUCCCUGCCGCGCAGCGCCUACUGGCAGCACAUUACGCGUCAGAACAGCGUGGGAGAUCUCUACGGUUACCAAGGAAGCGGCCUGACAAUGACUUUUAUCCCUCGAGCGCAGACGUUCCCCAGCUUUCUGUCUGACGAGCAGGAGGAGAGACACCACCAGGAACAGGCGCCGUCGCCCUCUGGUGGCCCCGACUCCAGCUGCAGCCUGACAGCCCUUCAAUGACAAAGAGCUGAUCCACCAAAAGCGGACACUUUCCCCAACGCCGUGGAGCGGAUGUAGAAAAAUGUAUAGUCACACGUGUAAUAUAUUGUUUUCUGGUGAUGCUUAAACAAUGGGGGUCAGCAAGUAAUAGCGAAAGACAUGUGGAAAAGGAUCCGGAAAAAAGGACCUUUUGUGUGUGUGCGCUGUGCAGCAGUAGCUUCAGAAAUUGCACCAAGAAUUCUGUAGGUGUAGUUUUGAUGUGUUUUUAUCUGUUGUCAUUAUACUGCUAAAGCCAGCAGGACCUCCUUUUUUUUCAAAUUACUGCAUUACCUUAAAAAGUAGGAGGUACAAACACACUUUUUAAAACUAUGUUAAAAAUGCCUUUGUUCUGCAAUCGAUGGAAUCGCACAAGACUCAGCCCAACACGUGCUCAGCCACCGUUUUAAAAGAAUGUCCACACUUUUUGACACAUAAUCCUCCGAAACUCACUGCACUUUGACAAAUUCUCAUCAUUCUAGAGAUGCAGCAAUGUCGUACAUACAGACAACUAAACUUAGAUGGCAGUGAUGAGUCGGCUAAAACAAUGAGUCAGUUACGGGCCCUCAAAGGGAGAAAGUCAUUCCGGCCCAAAGCGAUAUUGGAGUAGACGGGCAUGAAAGAAAUGGGAAAAUGGCCCCUUCUCGUUUAAACCGGCAAACAUACUCUACACUAGCAGAUCAGUGAUUUGAUUUAAAACGCUGUUGUACCAAUAACCGGUUUAUUAGGGAAGAGUUUUGGUAACCUGAGUUACAAAGUAGAUCAUGAAAAGCAAAAUCAUGGGGAUUUUUGCCCAGCUGGUAUAUUCAGAUAAAUAUUUAGAAAGCAUAUUAGCAUCAUAAAGUGCAUUUCACUAAGAAAAUAGUGUAUGUCAUAAAAGCAAUAGGAAAUUAGCUUUCUUGAGGUAUCCAUCUUUAACAGAGGUUAUUCCAAAAAAAAACUUCUAUCAUGAUGCUUUCCAUCAUUAGCAGCUGAAUAGAAGCCAGGAAGAAAUGCUGUUAAUGGUCACUGUCACCGAGAUAUCCCCAAUUGUGGCAUCAAAGUGGCCGUUUGUCACAGAGUCUGUGGCGAUAACAUCCUCGAGUAAGAAGUGCCUUCCCGACGCAGCGCGCAGAGCGUAGGAGCCGACCAAAGCAGCUUCUUUUGGACUUUUGAGUUUAGCUCUGCAGCUAACCUUCAGCCCAUUUUGAAAAGUGUCAAAACACUGUCCAGCCAGCUGUGAAAUGCCACAUCUGCCCGGAAAACAUGAAGCAAAAUCCAUUCCAGAGCUCUUUUGGAAAGUUGAGAAAGACACUUGUUUGCCUGCUGGUUGCCGUCAGCAGACACUUGUUCAUCGAUUUUAAGCGUUUGUUCUUUUCGAUACGUUAUCUUAAAGGCAAGAAUUUGAAAAUUCCAGCAGCGGCUAUGGAGUUAAAAAGGAUCCAAUGACAAUCAGUUUGAGGCAGCAAAGUCCUCCUUUAAUGUCAGAUAUAUUUAAAUGUGUUUUAGUUGUUGUUAAAAGAUCCCUGUGGAACUGGGGACACACGUACAAGCACUUAUUUUGUGUUGAAGUUAUGUUUUGCGGUCAGUCACUUUACUUUGUGUAUUGUAAUUAAAAAGGACUCAACCUUCAUAUUCAAUUGAGCCUCGAACAAAGUGCCCAUCUUUAAAAGCGUCUACGUCACAUAGUAACAGGAUGCAGAAGGACAGUUGUUGACACAUCUGGCUACAUUUAUCCCCGAGUUGCUCUGGAGCUCAAGUGUGGUUAAUACAUGUGUAAUAGUUCCACCACAUCUGGAACAUUAGACAAACACUGAAGAAAGUUUACGUUAUCGUUUGUGAAUUUGGUUUUUUUAUGUUGCCAUUCACUUGUUUGUGGGUAUGAUGUGUUUCUGUUUGUUGUUGCUUCAGUAGCUUUUAUGAUGAUGACUUUCUUUGUCUUAUCACGUUUUGUGUUCUGAUCCUGUCAGAUUAUAUGUUAAUAGCACUUUGAAAACAUCGAGUGUAGGAGUACAGUUUUUUUGCUAAAUGUAAAUAUGUAACGUUUUUCAUGACAAAAGAGUAAUAAAUUUAAUGUUCUAUCAUGUAUCGGCAUAAUUUAACAAUAUGUUGCUGUUCAAUGUUGAAUGCAAGGUAAGUGGAAUUGUCUGAUAUCUUUGGGAAAAUGUACAUAUUUGUUUUACUAAAAGAUUAGUAGAAAGUUAGUUUCUCCAAAGCUAAAUCCACACACUCGGAAGGGAUGAAAAAAAUAUAAAGAUUUCUUUGACGAAACCUGAACAAUUUGUGCAAACAAGUCACGGUCUUGAUGCUUAGCUAAAACACUGCUUCAUAUUGCGUACCUUUUAGUAGAAACGU
Molecule: messenger RNA, 3271 nt
Organism: Pungitius pungitius (ninespine stickleback)
Lineage: Eukaryota; Metazoa; Chordata; Actinopteri; Perciformes; Gasterosteidae
Gene: dok6
Product: docking protein 6
Exons: 8
Coding region: 140-922 (260 amino acids)
Biological process (GO): positive regulation of MAPK cascade; cell surface receptor protein tyrosine kinase signaling pathway; Ras protein signal transduction
Cellular component (GO): cytoplasm
Source: RefSeq, a predicted model, not a curated record